Molecule: messenger RNA, 3020 nt
Organism: Magallana angulata
Lineage: Eukaryota; Metazoa; Mollusca; Bivalvia; Ostreida; Ostreidae
Product: peroxisomal acyl-coenzyme A oxidase 1-like
Exons: 14
Coding region: 32-2035 (667 amino acids)
Biological process (GO): lipid homeostasis; fatty acid beta-oxidation using acyl-CoA oxidase
Cellular component (GO): peroxisome
Molecular function (GO): FAD binding; acyl-CoA oxidase activity; fatty acid binding
Source: RefSeq, a predicted model, not a curated record
UACAGUCUACUGAACACCUACCUCUCCAAAAAUGGCGACGACAACGGGAGUAAAUUCGGAUCUUGCAAAAGAAAGGAAUAAAUCUACUUUCGACGUGGAAGAACUAUCAAAUUUUAUUUACAGAGGACCAGAGAAGGUGAAAAGAAGAAGAUAUUUACACAAUUUGGCCACUAAAGACCCAUUCUUCAGGAAAUUCAAGCCUUGGGCUUUCCAGACAAGAGAAGAACAAUAUGAGAUUUGUCUGCAGAAACAUCUGUACAUCAACAAGAAAUGUAAGGAGCUGAACCUCACAGAACCUGUGGACAAGUUCUUCUAUACAGAAGCUGCAGCCCCUCAUGAGAACAGCCCUAUUGGUUUACACACUGUGAUGUUUAUACCCACAAUAGAGAAACAAGGAACAGAGGAGCAGAAGAAAAGAUGGCUCCCAUUGGCCGAGAGUCUGAAAAUGAUCGGAACGUAUGCUCAAACAGAAAUGGGGCAUGGAACAUUCAUAAGAGGACUGGAAACCACUGCUACAUACGAUCCAAGGACAAGAGAAUUCAUACUCAACUCCCCCACAAUAACCUCCAUGAAAUACUGGCCGGGAAAUCUUGGAAAGACAACCAACCAUUGUCUUGUCAUGGCCCAGCUAUACACACAAGGGAAAAACUGUGGCAUCCAUAUGUUCAUGGUUCAGAUUCGUGACCUUGAGACACAUAUGCCCUUGGCAGGUAUUGAAGUUGGUGAUAUUGGACCCAAGUUUGGAUAUGGUACAAAUGAUAAUGGUUUCUUAAGAUUAAGCAAUGUCAGAAUUCCAAGAGAAAACAUGCUCAUGAGAUACUCCAAGGUCCUAGAGGACGGAACAUAUGUUAAACCACCCAACGCAAAGAUAGCCUACGGUUCCAUGGUGCUGGUACGGGCAGCCAUUGUGACCGAUGCUGCUCGGGCCCUUGCACAGGCCUGUGUCAUUUCUAUACGAUACAGUGCAGUCCGGCGACAGACGGAGGUCUCUCCUGGGGGAGAGGAAGCACAAAUCAUUGACUAUCAAACCCAGCAGUACAGGUUAUUCCCCUUGCUUGCCACUUCUUAUGCCAUGUAUUUUGCCGGAAGAUUCAUGUACGACUUCUACCUGAAAACCACUGCGGAAAUAGAAGGAGGAAACUUAAACUCAAUGCCCCAGCUUCAUGCCAUAUCAGCAGGCUUAAAAGCUUUUAGUUCCUGGAUGUGCUCUGCAGGGGUGGAGACAUGCCGUCUGUGUUGUGGGGGUCAUGGCUACUCCCAUGCCAGCGGUCUGCCAAAAAUAUACAUUGAUGUCGUGCCGGGUUGUACUUACGAAGGAGAGAACAAUGUCAUGAUGCUGCAAGUUGCUAGGUUUUUGAUGAAAAUGUAUGGGAAAUUGCAAAACGGAGAAGCUCUCCCAACCUUUAUGCAAUACAUGUCGACUGAUCUUAAUAAGAAGUCUUGUAUGACAGAGGAAGUGGCUCUCAACUGUCUUGUCAUGGCUUACGAACACAGAGCAGCAAGAAUGAUACGCGAUGCUGCAGCCAGCAUGGAGAAACUGGUGCAGUCUGGGAAAUCUCCCGUGGAAGCUUGGAAUGGCUCCACUGUUAUGUUGACCUGGGCAGCAAUUGCCCAUUGCCAUGCAUUUGUAACAAAACACUUUGUGGAGACAGUUGUCAAAUCCCGCAUGGAUUACAAAGUCCAGUCGGCACUCACUAGUCUGUGUAAACUGUAUGCUGUCCACGGCAUUGUGGAGAAUCUGGGGGGAUUCAUUCAGGACCAGUUUUUUGACUCCAAACAAGUGAAGAUUCUACAGAAGAAGCUGAUGCAGCUGCUAGCAGAGGUCAGACCCAAUGCCGUGGCAUUUGUGGAUGCCUUUGAUUAUCCAGAUGAAGUACUACAGAGUUGUUUAGGGCGAUAUGACGGACAAGUGUAUCAGGCUUUGUAUGAUUACGCCAAGAGUUCACCAAUGAAUGAAAAAGAGGUGCUGGAUUCAUAUUACAAAUACAUAAAACCUGCCCAGAAUGGAAAAUAUCAGCAGUACUCCAAAUUGUAGAGUAGAAACGUCUAUAAUUAAAUGGAAUCAUACGGCCGUGCCCAGAACUACAAACUGUAGAAAUACUUACAUGCAGCAGGUCAUGGUAGAGUUUUAGCUGUGGUGUCUUAGUUAGCAGAGCUUAAGUUGAUGUUCACAACCAAUGUAUUUGAUUUCAUCAUCAAUCAAAAUGGAACUUUAUUUGAAUUACCCAUUCCUUUCAAGAUACAAGACACAUCUUAUGUAAACAUAUACAUGUAUUUGUACACAUGAUUGAUUUUACAUUACAUGUAUUUAAUGUUGUUCUUUGAAGAAUUAAAUUAAAUGGAAAUAGAAUUUUAAGAUUUAUCUGUGAUAUUUGAAUUUAAUUAUCAUCUUGUUAUAUUAAGUAUUUGUCACAAUAUUACAAAUAUAAGUAUGUAUUGUUUGAAGACUUGCUUAUGUUUCAGUUAAAUGAGCAAAUUUCUUGUUGUUUGUUAGGUUAUGAUGUAUUUAUUUAUCAUUGUAUAGUACCUUAUUAUAAUUUAUCAACAUUUGAUUACUUUUUAUGUGCAAUAAUUAUGGAUAUCAUUUUCAAAUAGGCUUGAUUGAUCAGAGUUUAUUCAUAUAGAGCAAUUGCUUCCAUUGUACACUAUGCAUAUAUGAAAUAUACAAGAUCUUUGUACUCUGGUUUUUCUCAUUAUAAAUGAAACUCAUGAAAGCCUGAACGCGAUUCUGUUGAUAUACCGAUACAAACGUGGUUUGAAUACCAUUGAUGAAUACUGUAUACACUGAUGCAGAGGAGAACUGUUCCGCUUUUUAUCAGUACUGACUAGUUUCGUUAUUUACCUCUCAGUUUUGAAUGUAAUUACAUGUUUGUUCAUGUAAUGGCUUUUCCCAUUCCAUAAUGUUACACAUGAUUCUUUAAAUACAAAUCAUUGUUUAAACCAGUAAUUUUUAUCAUCUGUGUCAAUCAUUAGUAUCAUUAUAUUGUUUACAGAGUCAAUUAAAAAAAUCCUGAUUUUAA